AGACUAUCAACCACCCCGUCGAGGCGCUGCGACCGACGGCACACAAUGACCAAACGCGGCGCCUCAGAUGAGGCAGCGGGUGCCUCCCCGUCCAAGCGGCAGCACAUGGAAGACUUUGACGACACCGACGGCGGCGGCGGCGGCGACGACGACGACUUCGUCUCCCCGCACACGCCGGCCAGCUCCUCAGCCGAUGCCUCAUCGCCUGCCACGACGGCCACCACCACACCGCGAACCAAAUUCCCGUCCGACCUCAAGACCUUGGCGUGCACCUGGCCCGGGUGUCCCAAGACCUUCAACCGCCCCGCCCGCCUCCGAGACCACCUAAACUCGCACACCAACUCGCGGCCCUUCAAGUGUCCAUAUGACGGCUGCGACAAGGACUACAUCGAGGACAAGCACCUGAAGCAGCACAUCAAGGCCUGGCACACGCAGGAGCGCAAGUAUGUCUGCCAGCGGGAAGGCUGCGGCAAGAGCUUCGUCACGGGCACGCGCCUGCGUCGCCAUCAGGCUGUCCACGAGGGCGCCGAUCGCUUCCGCUGCACCGACUGCGGCCAGAGCUUCCGCAAGAAGGAGACGCUGCACAAGCACGUUCGCAAGGACCACCUCAACCAGCCCGCCUUCGAAUGCCCCGAGCCCGGAUGCGACCAGGCCUUCCCCUCGAAGCCGUCCCUCAAGCGACACCGCGACAAGGUGCACGGGGACAUCAAGUUCUGGUGCCACGAGUGCGCCCUCAAUACAAGUCCGGAUGGGUCCGAGGCACAGCGUGUCGGCUUCACGACGGAGCUGCUCCUGCAGCAGCACGUGAAGCUGGAACACCAAAAUUGCAUCUUUUGCGAGUACAAAUCGAGCUCACGCUGGGAGCUCGAGCAGCACGUCGAGAUGCGCCACUCGGGCAAGACGGUCGCGGACCGCAAGACGCACGCCUGCACCCACGAAGGAUGCGGCAAGAAGUUCACCAAAAAGUCCAACCUCACCGCGCACGUUCGUACCGCCCACGAGGGCUUCCGCUUCGUCUGCGGCGACGUCGACCUGUCCGGUGCAGACUUUGCGACAUGGACCAAGGACCAGGGCUGCGGCGACAAGUUCAGCACCAAGAGCAGGCUGGAAGACCACGUCCGCUUCAUCCACCUCGGCCACCAGCGGCCCAAGCUCUCCAAAUCGAACACCGGCUCCCAGCCCGACUUCAUCGACGACAUCUCCGGCGCCGCGACCCAGGCAAAGCAGACCAUUCCCUGCCCACACUGCGCCGAGGCGUUUAUUCGCUACCACGACCUGGACAUCCACGUGGGCAAGCGUCACGACCCCUCUCGCCGCGAUAUCACCCCGGACCCGUCCUCCUUCCUCGCUCAGUCUCACGGCGCGAUGGCCCCGGAGCAGCUGCCACCCUUCGAGCAGGAUUACGUGCAGUCAGCCUGGCCGCCGGACAUGCCGCACGAAGAAAUCUUUGCCGCGCGGAUGGAAUACGGCCCGCCGCAGGACGAUUGGCUCGAGGACGAGGCAAAUAUCCUACUCCUGGCGCGCGAGCCGCCUGGCACAUUGGACCACAACAUCGACCCGACCCUGGGCGGACUCUAGAAGUGGCUUUGACUAGACGGGCGAUACUGUCCAUGCGUUGUGCUUUGCUGUUUGCGAAAAUACCCCUUGGCGCAGGACUGUGCCCGCUACUUGAGCUGUGAUUUUUGGGCGGCGUUUUGGUUGGGAUUCUUGUAGAGUCGGACGAAACAGGGCAUGGGAAAGUUAACCAUAAUGACACGUCACGGUCACGUUAAGAGAACCUUCAAUGCUAAAAAAAACCGUACUAGUAUGGGGUACGAAAUGAUACCGCGAG
Molecule: messenger RNA, 1831 nt
Organism: Purpureocillium takamizusanense
Lineage: Eukaryota; Fungi; Ascomycota; Sordariomycetes; Hypocreales; Ophiocordycipitaceae
Exons: 2
Coding region: 46-1578 (510 amino acids)
Biological process (GO): regulation of transcription by RNA polymerase II
Cellular component (GO): nucleus
Source: RefSeq, a predicted model, not a curated record